AUGUUCGUCCUCACCUCCGUCCCCAUCCCCGUCCCCAUCCCCGCUCUGCACCCCCACUUCCACCCCCCCUCUCCCAUCGACAGCAGCCCGCGCAAGCGAUACAUGGCCGCAGCCCUCGCCGAGGCGCGCCUCGCCUCGAUGCAGUACGUAUGGGCUGCACUAGCGCGCGACGAAGCCGUGCGGCGUGAGAGGCAGCUGAGGGAGGAGGCGCACAGGCGGGAGUGGAUGCGCGAGGCGGCCGUUCGAACUCUGAGUGAGCGGUGCGAAGAGCAUGCGAGGCGGCAGAGGACGGCAAGUAUGGCGAGUAUGGGUGCUUUCCCCAUGGACGGCUUUUAUGAGUGUCGGUAUGAGCCUGCUGUCGUGCAUGCCCAGCCGUGUUAUGGUGCACCGUGGCUGCAGCAGCGGCAUGCAUUUUAUCCCGAGGAGCGUGCGCGAGGCUAUGGGCAUGGCUUGCACCAUCGUCGAGAGCACGAGCACGGACGGCGGGUCCACUUUGAAGAGCCCAGAGGAUGGCAGUGUCCUGAUCAUUACCGCGAAGAGUGGCGAAACCAAGAGGGUCUGGUGAACGCUUCUCAUGAAGAGCAGGAUAUCACAUUAGAGCGAUUGUUUAAUCUUGUCUUUGGCGGUGGACCAGCACGCGAUGCAGAAACUGCUCAACUAAAGGCUACUCCUCCCGCUCAGAGUACUAGUCCGGCUCAGAGAUUUUCGAGUGAAGCCCGUGUUCCAGCCUCGAAUGGCUCUCAUGAUCACCACGCACCCCUUAAUCAAGAUGUAUUCGAGCAAGAGCUCCGCGACACCCUCCAAGCCAUCGUGCUCUCCCUCUUUACCGCCUCUGACGAAGGACAGCUCCAAAAAGAAACCACCAAACCUACGAGCGGGAGCAGUUCUUGUGCAGCGGAAGGGAAAGGCAAGGGUAAAGUCCCCGCCGCCCCUGCUGAGGACGCUUCGCCGAAAGAGCCCACCUCGAAGGACGUCGCGUUUUCCCUCGAGACCAUCCGCAAUGUAGGCGCGUUGUUCGAGGCUAUUCAGUCCGACGUUGAGUUUCCCCGCGACCUCAACUUUGACCGUGCCUCUUCUGUGCUCGCCUCCGCACCCGACUCUACGUACAAGCUGGCGUAUACGUCCCGAAACGCACCUGUGCGGUACUUUGAGCACGCGAUGAGUGCGUUGCUGACGCAGCUAGACGCGGUGGACAGUUUUGGGAGCGAGGAGGUGCGGGUGGAGAGGCGAGUGGUGGUGAGCAAGAUAGAGAAGGCGCUGGAGGAGGUGGAGAGGGAGGUGGAGGACAAGUUGGGCAAGUUCAAGUGGAGGGAGACUCGUGAGAAGAGCGGGAGCGAGGCUGGGACCAGUCGGGCGGAGAACGCAGAGCCGGUGCCGAUCGUCGCCGCAUCUGGCACCGUCCCACAAGCGGCGGACACUUCCAUAUCUGGCCCCGAAGCGCCGCAACCCGUCGUCGAGGUCGAUAUUAAUACCAACGAACCCGAUGCGCCGCGACCACCCACCCACUCCCCGCCGUCUUCCGGUCCCGAUCACAGGCAGGCGGAGAUCGAACAGCGAAUCUCUCACCAGAUCGCAUCUGCGCCUUCUUCUUCUCCGUCGUCGUCGUCGUCUGAGCUGGCCUCGGUCGGCGAUGUGGAUCUCGAUCGCGACGAGCCUCUACCUCCGGCGUCCUCCGUCUCGCCUUCUUCGACCGGUUCUCGCUCUGGCGUCGAUAGCUUCCUUCUCCCCGCACCGUCGCGCGCCGCAGAUGUGCAUGACGAGCUCAUCGUCGUAGACAGCGACCAGGACGGCGAUGCCUGGUCUGAAGUAGAGGCUUAG
This is a messenger RNA of Serpula lacrymans var. lacrymans S7.9, 1818 nucleotides long. RefSeq lists its product as uncharacterized. Bases 1 to 1818 code for a protein of 605 amino acids. The transcript has 2 exons. Gene Ontology annotation, molecular function: protein-folding chaperone binding. NCBI's taxonomy places the organism in Eukaryota, Fungi, Basidiomycota, Agaricomycetes, Boletales, Serpulaceae. The record is from RefSeq and is a predicted model, not a curated record.